Biomphalaria glabrata is the source of this 2207-nucleotide messenger RNA. RefSeq lists its product as uncharacterized. The record is from RefSeq and is a predicted model, not a curated record. NCBI's taxonomy places the organism in Eukaryota, Metazoa, Mollusca, Gastropoda, Planorbidae. Bases 411 to 2189 code for a protein of 592 amino acids. The transcript has 8 exons.
UCAAAUAGCAGUGCCUGAAGACUUUCUUUAGAUUGACUUGUGAUUCUCAUGUCUAGUCAAAGAUCUGGUGAAUUCAGAAGUUCGGGUGUAUUCUGAUUGUAGCUAUCAAAUAGACGUCAGUUUGGCUAAACAUUCGAGCAGAUUAGUAUUAAAUGUAUUUAGUAUUUAAUGCUCUUGUGUUAAUUAACUUUUGGAUAUGAAUCUAUAUGUAACGCCUUGCCAGACCUCACCCAGGACAUAGGGAAAUGUUCACAGCGGAGACUCAGACUAAGCUUUAGAAAUGACAAUCUUUACAAUGGCAUGGAACGACUCGGCAAGGGCAUCUACUUCAGUCUGAUUCGUGAUGAGUCAGAAGAUAACAACCCAUUUUUUAAAGUAACAAUUUUCCUAGUCUACACACCGAGAAUAAAAUGGCCGACACUUGUGCAAUGUCAACAAGGAAACAAUAUCUACCCCAUCAAGAUUUAUCUAGAUCUUACCCGAACGAUACUGAAUUAGAUAACUUCGGAUUGCAAGAGCCACCCAUAACUCUAGUUGAACUCAGUGAGACGAAUGGCGACAACUUAAGUAGUACACCAAGGUUGGAGCAAGUGGGCCGCUUCAAGGAAAACAAUAAAGGUAUUGAAAUAAAUAGAAAGAGACAAACAACGCCAGGUGUCGCUACAGUCACUUGCAGGUGCCAUUGGGAAGAAGCAGAAGUGAAUGUAAUUGACGAACCUAUGAUGCGACGGAAUAUUGCAUCUAUCAACUCGGCCUUGGGAGACAGAAAGAAAGGAAGACAAAAUGUAAUAACCUGCCUAAAUGUACGAACUGCUUCCAAAUUUGACAGAACAAUCAAACUGACCAAGUCUGACUCGGAUCGCCCCAUUCAACUACUGCUGACACAAGGCUGGAAGAAAAACACAAAGAAUUUUCUUGCACGACUUGGUCGUCAGCACCAAAUGACAGAAGCUAAAGAUGAAAGUCAAUCCAAUAUCUUCGACUUGAGUUUAUUGCGUGGGAAAUAUUUGGUUGCCGCUGCCGAGAGGUUAAAUGUUAGAGGUUCUCAUUUUGGUUGCAUCAACAGAAAAAUUGACUUGAAGACUAAAUUUGGCAUUCUAAAUCCAAACAUCCAAGUGGAAGUAGAAUUGCCACAUACGCCUCUCGGCCACGAGAACGAGAAAUCUCGUGUAUUUCAGGACUAUUUAGAUAAGACCGAUUCCGAGUCAGAUUUCGAGGGGGACACGAGUUCAUCUCACCAAGAGCUGGGUCGACCCAAUUCAGUUGAGUCUGUCAUGUCCUACCUAACGUCAGGCACGGACCAUCAGGGCAGCCCAGAAGACAAUGUUGCCAACGGGAAAGACGCAAACGGAAAUAUGCUGAGCCGCCACUUUAUGUGCUGGCCUACGGACGAAGAUCUGGAAGGAACGAAAAGACAGGCGAAAUCUUUCAGUGGUCUAACUUUACGUCAGAAACGGAGAGCGCAGAGUCUGGCCCAGGAGAGAAGCAAGGCAGGGACAGAACUAAAUUAUAACAAGAAGGGGUGGAUGAGAGAAAGUCAAGGGGAUCAAAGGCGCACACCCCAGACUGAUAAAAGAUGGGUUUUGGAAGGAUACUCCCAUGAGCACAAUGAAAAAUCCGAGAAUAAACACUAUAAAGAAAUAACUGCUCACAUGGAUGUUAUAGUGCCUCCACCCAGUCACAGGGCCAGGAAGGCGCCAGUUAGUAAGUCAAGCUCGCGUUGUGCCAGUCACUGCUCCAGUGACCACCGCGAUCUGCAAAAGCUGCAAAUGAUGCGUCUUCGCAAAGAGCUACCGCCUCCGCAACCCAGGAGACUGUGCUUCAGGACCAGCCUUCCCGGAUGUAGCCACUGUGAGGUCAAGCAAGCGAUAGAGAGUCAGUCUGGGGCCACAGUGGUUUGGAUGCAGUAUGACCCAGUGCAGCUAAACCCACGGCGUGGAGAAUUUUCGUGUUUAUGGAUUUUUCAACUUGCUUCCGACGCUGCUAUUGAGCCCCUACUAUUUGAAGGCUUCUCCCUCCAUGACACACCAAUGAACGUCCGUCGCCUAGACGACGUGUACAAAGAGGAGCACACCGCCUACUUGCUGUGCUCCGAGGUUUUCAUGGAACAAAAGAAAAGGAAGCUGCUCCGGAAAUCCAGUGAUCUGUUUUCGACAAUAAAAGGCCGAUGUCGUGAUUACAAUGAUUAAACUUGUGAGAAAACCAAA